Molecule: messenger RNA, 2031 nt
Organism: Schistosoma spindalis
Lineage: Eukaryota; Metazoa; Platyhelminthes; Trematoda; Strigeidida; Schistosomatidae
Source: the annotation of a GenBank genome assembly
AUGAAGCGUGUUAGGCGUUUAGUUGUACUGGCAGUUCAACUUGCAAUCAUAGUAUGCACAAGUUAUCAACUGACAAAAUUACUUUUUCAAUUUAAAUGGAAGGAACAAUUCGGCUUAUCACGAAAUGAUGAUGGUUUCUCCUACAAUGUAUUACCACGUGAAAGUUAUUCAAGUUCAGCGCGUAAUUCAAAUCAGACCUAUUAUAUUGCAUCACAAAUGACGAGAUCAAGAUGGCUUGAAGCCGAUGUUAUAAUCUUGACAGAUCACCUGCAUCCUAAAGGUCCAAGACCACCAAAUCAGCUAUGGUUCAUUUUUGUACAUGAAUCUCCCCCAAACAUUAGAAUCGCUGAUGGAUUGGAAAAUGAAGUCAACUACACAAUCUCUUAUCGAAUGGAUUCAACAAUUUAUUUACCGUAUCACAAUUAUAUCCCAUAUGUUGCUAGUCAUGGUCCAGAUACAAAAUACGUACUUCCUUCCCGUAAUUAUGCCACUGGUAAAUCUAAAAUGGUAGCAUGGUUUGUAAGCAACUGUCAACCUAAAAGUCCGAGAAUGAUUUACGCAAACGAGUUAUCUCGUUAUAUUCAAGUUGAUAUUUAUGGUGGGUGUGGUACAAUGACAUGUCCUAGAGAAGUCGAUGCUCAAUGUUUUUCUCUACUUAGAAAGCAUUAUAAAUUCUACUUGAGUUUUGAAAAUAGUUUAUGCCCUGAUUAUAUUACGGAAAAGAUUCACAGAAAUGCAUUAAUAAGAUCGAAUCAGGCAUUUCGUCAAUUCCAUUUCCUCAUGAAGCGUGUUAGGCGUUUAGUUGUACUGGCAGUUCAACUUGCAAUCAUAGUAUGCACAAGUUAUCAACUGACAAAAUUACUUUUUCAAUUUAAAUGGAAGGAACAAUUCGGCUUAUCACGAAAUGAUGAUGGUUUCUCCUACAAUGUAUUACCACGUGAAAGUUAUUCAAGUUCAGCGCGUAAUUCAAAUCAGACCUAUUAUAUUGCAUCACAAAUGACGAGGUAUGAAAAUAAAAUUACACUCGGAUUUACUGAGAAAGAUCUUGAAAAAUUAUAUGAAGUGAAAUCUACUCCAUCUGCCAGAAAAAUAAUUCUCAACUAUGGAAACCUUCGUAUCAAUAUUAUUCGAAACUUCUCCUUAUGUUUCGCUUGUGAUUGUGAACUGAUUUUCGACAGAUCAAGAUGGCUUGAAGCCGAUGUUAUAAUCUUGACAGAUCACCUGCAUCCUAAAGGUCCAAGACCACCAAAUCAGCUAUGGUUCAUUUUUGUACAUGAAUCUCCCCCAAACAUUAGAAUCGCUGAUGGAUUGGAAAAUGAAGUCAACUACACAAUCUCUUAUCGAAUGGAUUCAACAAUUUAUUUACCGUAUCACAAUUAUAUCCCAUAUGUUGCUAGUCAUGGUCCAGAUACAAAAUACGUACUUCCUUCCCGUAAUUAUGCCACUGGUAAAUCUAAAAUGGUAGCAUGGUUUGUAAGCAACUGUCAACCUAAAAGUCCGAGAAUGAUUUACGCAAACGAGUUAUCUCGUUAUAUUCAAGUUGAUAUUUAUGGUGGGUGUGGUACAAUGACAUGUCCUAGAGAAGUCGAUGCUCAAUGUUUUUCUCUACUUAGAAAGCAUUAUAAAUUCUACUUGAGUUUUGAAAAUAGUUUAUGCCCUGAUUAUAUUACGGAAAAGAUUCACAGAAAUGCAUUAAUCAACAAUGUAAUUCCAGUUGUGAUGGGUGCCUCAUAUGAAGAGUACAAGCGUGUCACUCCUCCUCAUUCGUUUAUUCAUGUGGAUCAGUUUGAAUCCCCAGAAAAACUUGCCAACUAUUUGAAGUAUUUGGACAGAAACGAUACUGCAUACAAUGAGUACUUUGCAUGGCAUGAACAUGGGACCAUAGAUGCAUGGUCGCCUUUACCUCAAUGCGCUAUAUGCUUAUUAGCACAUACUGCUCAUAAACUGAAAACGUAUACAUUCCCAAACGUUUCGAAAUGGUGGAACGACGCUUGUGUUGGUCGUAAAAUACGCUGGAAUCCUAUCCAUUAG